This is a messenger RNA of Centruroides sculpturatus (bark scorpion), 3309 nucleotides long. Its product is annotated as F-box only protein 3-like. Lineage: Eukaryota; Metazoa; Arthropoda; Arachnida; Scorpiones; Buthidae. The transcript is spliced from 11 exons. The record is from RefSeq and is a predicted model, not a curated record. Gene Ontology annotation, molecular function: protein binding. Bases 143 to 1354 code for a protein of 403 amino acids.
UUUUUGUUUUUAAAAUUUUUAAAAUUAGAGAAGAAAUGGAUUACAUUUGUUUUGAAAUUGACGAAUUUCGUAUUUUUUGACACGGAAAUUGUCAUGUGGCGAUUAUAAUAUAAUUCCACGAGAAAAUAAGUUAACGUCAAAGAUGCUUAAUGACUUGCCCUUUGAGAUUCUUCUCGAUAUCUUCACUUAUUUGGAUUAUAAAGAUCUGAUUUGUUGUGGGCAGUUGAACAGAAGAUUAAGAGAAGCCAGUAAUCAUGAUAGUCCUUGGAGAUUACAAUGCAAAAAGUAUUGGCUUCAAACAGAGUGUCCACCGAGCAGAAGUUGGAAAGAACAUUUUUGGCACUGGUACAAAGAUAUGGGUCGGUACAUUCACUGUUAUGCCAUGAUUAAAUCUGCUUGGGACAAGAUCACCGAUUUCAUGAAUGAAUACUGUCCUGUAAUUUAUAAUUCAAUAAAAGAUGGAGUUUCAGAAGAAGAAUUAAAUGACGCGGAAGAAAAAUUGAAAGUGAAAUUUCCAGAUGAUCUUCGUUGUUCGUAUCGCAUUCAUAAUGGACAAAAGUUAACCUCUCCGGGACUUAUGGGAAGCAUGAGUCUGUACAAUCGUUACCGCUCCGAAUCAUUUUUAGAUUUGUAUACAGCCGUGGCAGGAUUUCAGAAUAGAGACUGUUUACGUGGAUGCAUGCCUCUGACAUUUUGUCUUCAUUCGGCACUGACGCAGUUCAUUGCUCUGUCUGAUGUGGAUGGUUAUGAACCAAACACCAUCUUCUAUUUAAGUCUGGAUCAGAAUGCACUCCAGUAUCGUGCGACCGAUGUGUUCAUUUCGGGUAGAACAUUUUCUGAAUGGUUGACGACAUAUGCUAGACAACUUUGUAAUAACGAAUUUGUUGUGAUGCAUGAUCAACCUUUCAGAUUUUACAAGGAUCUAUCUUGCAAAUUAAAAACUGACUACAUUACUGUUUCGGUGGCAACUUCAUUUUUGCCUGAAUCGAGUAGCAUAAAUCCUCCUUAUUUUUUUCAUGCUUAUCGUAUCACUAUGUCGAUGGACGAGGAUGCACCAAAAUCUGAAUCGUGUCAGUUAGAAACGAGACAUUGGAUAAUAACUGAUGAAAAUGGAGAAGAGAAAAGAGUUGAUGGACCAGGAGUUGUUGGUGAAUAUCCAGUAAUGUUUCCCGGAGCCUCGUUUUCUUGGAUCAGCUGUACAAGUUUCAACACCACUUAUGGCAAUAUGAGAGGCCAUUUCAAAAUGAGGAAUCUGGUGACAGGUGAAAGAAGCAUUGUUGAAUGUCCGGUUUUUCACAUGAAGUGCCUCCCUUACAUAACCGUAAAUGAUUUUCACACAAAGAAGACUUCUUGAAGAAUUCAUUAGCUGAAAGCUAUAUUUUCAAUUAUUGUAUAAAAGAAAAGUCCUUGAUUUGAAUCUAUUUGUAAAAAGGGUGGUAUUUUUAAAGGUUUAAUUUAUUCUAAGUAUAUAAUAAUAUAUUUUGUAGUUUAAAGUAUUUUUGCAUUCUUAAAUAUAUUUUUAAUAUCUGCAAAAAUACAAACGAAAUAAUUAUUUUAAAAUUAUUGUUAUAUUUUCAAAAAUGAAACAUUUACCUAACACUUGUAAAGUGAUUUUAUCAUUAUAUGAAAUAUGGACAAUUGUGUGAUAAGAUAAUUACAAACUGCUAUGAGAGAUCUGGCUUUGAAUCUGAUUCUUUUCCAUGGGUAGUGUGGAUCGUGUAUUUUUCAUCCCUUGCCCAUGUCGACAUGCUCACAUUCACAUCCCCAAUUGGCGGGUUCAUUUGCAACAAGUGCAAUUGGAGCAGAUCACAAAUGCCAUGGCAUCAUAGUUCCACGUGUCUUCAUAUAGUUUAAGAAAAUUUAAUACUUUCAUGUAUUUAUGAGGUCAGACUUUGGUUUAGUAUAUAAUGACGUAUAUAAUAUUUAUACUAAAAGAUACAGUGUAUAAAUACAGAUAUCUUUUACAUUAAUUUUUUAAAAUAAUGCAGAAAAUUACAAUUAAAACAAUUUUAUGAAAUUAAUUUGUUAUAAACAGGAUCUUGCCUUAUAGAUAAUGGGGAAAAUGUGAGUCAUACUUUAUUCCUUUAAUUUUAUUUAUAAAAAUAGUUAUAAAUAUUAAAAAGCAUAAUUUUUGUAAUGGUGUAAGUGAUAUUUGUAUCAGUUAUUCUUAUUUAUUGGCAUUUAAAAUCCAGGGACGCAUCUCUUAAUCCAUUCUACGGACCAUUUAUUUCCUAUUUAUGUAAUGAAAGUUCCUUAGUUCUAUUAAGAUUUAAGUAAAAUUUGUUUGUUAUAAGUUAGUUAAUAAUUGAUUUUAAUAAUUAUAAGUAUUGAAUUAAAUAAAACUUAUUUAUGUCAGAAUUAUGAAGCAUCUUUGCCACAAAAUGAAUUUUGUAUUAAUUGAAAUUCUUAUCACAUUUAAAGUAGUCAUUUUAAGAGGAUUGAAAACAAUGUCACAUUCCACAUCGUAUUAUUCUUCUGCACAUGCUGAUAGAGAUAAAGUGCCUGAGUCAUCCAUAACAGUUAAAAAGAGUUUGGAAAGAGUGACUUAAAUUUCUUUCUCUUGCCAAGAAAGAAAUUAGAGUGGAUGGUUAGACCAAUAUCCAUCUUGUUUGAAAUUCAGAGUAUCUGUUUGCAAAGAUGAAAUGUCUAAAAUGAUGGAAUUUUACAAAAGAAUCCAGAAAAGACUUUUAAUAUUCUAUCCAUUUGUUACUCUGGAUCUAGACUGCCAUGGAUUUUUGGAAUGUCACAUAUUUCAAUUACAUUCUAAUUUUUGCAGCAAAAUACGCUUUUCUAAUUUGUUGGAAGGAGCUUAUUUGUGUUGUUGGAAAAUGAAUAUGUAAAGCUCUAUCCAUAAUUAUAUAUAUGAUCAAGUAAUAAAACUUUAAAAAUAAGAAUUAGUGGCAACAUUUAUAAUACAAGCUUAAAGCUUUAUUUAGAAUAAAAUUAAUAUUCCUGUUCAUCAAUGUAAUGACUUCAUUUAAAAUCUGUGGGAAGUGGCUGUUCCUUUUCUACUUAUGGCUAUGAUGGACUGCCCAGUGUUGUGGAAUUAGGAUUGAUUAGGAAACUUUCCUAAAUCAAGGAGUCAUGAGGACUCUUAUCUGGAGAGAUGGGUGGACUCUCCAAUGUCACUUUGCCAAAAACCUUUUUUGCUGGUCAGGCUAAGUGACAUUGAACAGUGCUGUGAAGCAGUAGAUUACAUCUGAUGAAACAUGGCCAUUUUCUGCUCAAUGCUGGAUUCUCAAGAAAUCCUUGGUAGUUUUUUACCUCCACGUCCAGGUGAAAAUAAAGAUAUUUUGUUUUGACUUUUGA